UUUCGCUUGCAAAUAUUCAUUCCUCCCACCCUCCCUUUCUCCUUUUCUCUUCAGCCUGCCGGCGUACGUGAGUUAGAGAGGGAGUGUGUGCGUAUGUGUGUGUGUGUGUGUGAGAGAGAGAGAGAGAGAGAGAGAGAGUGUCUGUGCAUCUCGGGACGUUCGUGUCUUUUUGAUUUGCACCAAAGAGAGGAAAAGCUGUUGAAGCUGCGCCUCGCUGGAGAAGAUGCACUCCACACGUUGUCAUCGGUAUCAUUCUUUUUUUCACGCGUUUUCAUCUUGCACCCAUCCGGUUCCUUCGGCAUGACUUCAACACCCCGUCUUAAAGACUUCACUUGCUUGUUACUGCAUACUCGGAUUGCGUCUGAAACGGAACAUGGGAAGCACCUCUGGAUGUUAACGAAGACAAAGAAGCCGAUUAAUAUUUCAAGAAAGCGCAUAGUGCUGCGCGUACUGCUGUAAUGCGAUAUUCAUAUUGAAAAAAACCAAGGGGGGCCAGAGCAAAGUUGGAGCACCGACAGCACACACACAUACAUAUAUACACACACACACACACGCACUGAUGGAGUGACCCGGUACCGAGGAAGCCCUGAAAACCUCGCCAAAGUGGUGAGUGAAAGAAGAUGAUGCAGUGGUCUACUGGAACUGGGAGCAGUCGAAUUGGUAGUAAAAAGGAACCAUAUGAGCUUUCUCUUCUAAUGGGGCUUGUGUCAUAGCCAGUGUAAACAGUGGAGAGCAGCAACAAUACAGGAGCUGGAUGUCUGCUCAUCUAGCUUCAAUAUUUUUUCUGGUACUGUGAGCCUAAGCUGCAGAAAUGACUGUGGUGGCAGGAGAUAACAUGGAUGAGACCUCGACCCUGCCAGGGCAUCCACAUGAUCCGUACCCGCAUGACCAUGAGGACCACGAGUGCUGCGAGCGCGUUGUCAUCAACAUCUCAGGUCUGCGCUUUGAGACUCAACUCAAAACACUUGCCCAGUUCCCUGACACACUGCUGGGCAAUCCCAAAAAGCGGAUGCGCUAUUUUGACCCUUUAAGGAACGAAUACUUCUUUGACAGGAACCGGCCAAGCUUUGAUGCCAUCCUCUACUACUACCAGUCAGGUGGGAGGUUGAGAAGACCUGUCAAUGUCCCUUUAGACAUGUUCUCUGAAGAGAUCAAAUUUUACGAGCUUGGAGUAGAGGCCAUGGAAAAAUUCCGUGAGGAUGAGGGCUUCAUUCGUGAAGAGGAGCGUCCACUGCCAGAAAAUGAAUUUCAGAGACAGGUGUGGCUCCUGUUCGAACAUCCAGAAAGCUCUGGCCCUGCACGUGGCAUUGCAAUUGUGUCAGUAAUGGUCAUUCUGAUUUCUAUAGUCAUAUUUUGUCUGGAGACCUUACCAGAACUCAAAGAGGAUCCACAGGGGCAUUUGCAAACUAUUGGGAACAGCACUUUCUACUACAAGCCAAACAUUUUCACAGACCCCUUCUUUAUUGUGGAAACCCUUUGCAUCAUUUGGUUCUCAUUUGAACUGAUUGUUCGUUUUUUCGCUUGCCCAAGCAAGGCAGCGUACUUUAAAAACAUGAUGAACACGAUAGAUGUAGUGGCAAUCAUCCCGUAUUUCAUCACACUUGGCACAGAGCUUGCUGAAGAUGAAGAGGGGAAGGAAGUAAAGGUAUCGGGUGAACAGGCCACAUCUCUGGCAAUCCUCAGGGUAAUUCGUCUUGUCCGGGUGUUCAGGAUCUUCAAACUGUCCAGGCAUUCUAAAGGACUGCAGAUAUUGGGGCAGACGCUGAAGGCCAGCAUGAGAGAGCUGGGCCUCUUAAUCUUUUUCCUUUUCAUCGGCGUCAUCUUGUUCUCUAGCGCAGUGUAUUUCGCAGAGGCUGAAGAGAAGGAAUCCUUUUUCACCAGUAUUCCGGAUGCAUUCUGGUGGGCUGUGGUGUCAAUGACUACCGUGGGCUAUGGUGAUAUGUACCCUGUGACCAUCGGAGGCAAGAUUGUGGGUUCCCUUUGCGCCAUUGCUGGUGUGCUCACUAUUGCACUUCCCGUCCCAGUGAUUGUGUCCAACUUUAACUAUUUUUACCACAGAGAAACAGAAGGAGAGGAGCAGGCACAGCUCCUCAAUGUGAGUAAUCCCAACAUUGCAUCCGACUCCAACUCCAGUCGACGCAGCUCAUCUAUCAUAAGCAAGUCAGAAUACGUGGAGACAGACGAUGAUAUGAAUAACAGCAUUGAUAAUUUUAGGGAGGCAAACCUGAGAACUGGGAACUGCACUCUCUCAAACCAGAACUGUGUGAAUAAGGGCAAGCUUCUGACAGAUGUGUAAUUCUUGUUCCACUUUUAUUUUCAAGAAACAACAAACAUGACGUAUUAAUAAUACGGGAAUGCUUUCUAUAGGCCUAGGUCAAUGCAUUAUUGCAUUGCAUUUGCUUUACCAAGACAAGGAAUACAUUCAUAUGCCACUGAAUUUCAAAAUGCUUGCAGAAAAUAAAGAUAUUGUGGAUAAAAAGGAGAUAAAAAUGCAGGUCCAAAUAGGAACUCAGUCCACCUGACAGUGUGAUCAUCAGGAAAAUAACUAGACAUGGAUUAUUACAAUAACAGACUGUCCACGGCAUCUGGAAUUGAGUUCCUAGAGCAUUAUGCAGAUUCUGAUGUGUUGUCUCAUUUUUGGGGGGAUAGGUGCUGUUGAUCUUGAGGUUCACAGAAAAAUGCACCUCAUUCUUAAUGGAAAAUCAUGGCUUCUAGCCAGUGCUGAUAUUUCUCCAUCAGAUGCUAAAACUCUUAUUCCUAUGAGAUCCUAUUCCAUGUGAAGAAAAGAACAUGGCUUUUGGAAGUGUAUAAGCAUGUUGAAAUAUUCUUUGGUUAUCGAUCAUGGCAUGCUCAAAUCAUUACCUCAAUAUUUUUUCUAUUCAUUUACAUAUUGCCCUCAGAUUUCAGACUUUGGUUUCGCAAAAUGCAGUGCUUAUUAUGUUUUGUUCCUGGUAUGGUUUGAGAAAUGAAUGUUUAAUCGUAAGGUUAGUGAAGGAGCAGUGAAGCUUUGAGGCCUACUCAACUCAGGUACUAUGUAUCUUGGUAUAAUUACAGCAUGGCACCAUUAUUAAAAGAUCAUAAUGGAUCUUUUUGUAUGUACUUGUAGAUUAAUACUGGGAUCCAUACUAAUUUCAACAAUAUAUUUUGAAAUAAUAUAGAAGUAUAUUGUAAUGGCAUUUAUUAACCAUGCCAUUACACUCUAAACAGUAUUACAUCUGCAGUUAAUGGGACAUGGAGGUGAAAUCAUACAGAUUAUAGAACUGGCAAUUAACAGAAAUUGUUUGUUCAUUAGGUCUUCGUAGGAUUCCAGGGUAUCUGAUGGUCAGUGAGCUGAACGGUUUUUAUAUGGGCUGAUUCAUUAGGCUAUACCUACACCUGUCAAUGCAAUGCUUUAAAGAGUCAAACAAAUGCAUUCAUGCUUGUCUUACCAACCUAAUAAGAAUCAGCGAACUUCUGAAAAGCCACUGCACAGCUCUCAUUAACUACCCUUUACUGCUUGCAACACAAUUAAAUUUUACAAAAUAUUAACCAGUCAACUUUACACAUACAAUAUUUAGUGUAUCUGCUUUGACAUCUAUGCUGUUUGAAGAUAUACAUAUAUUACUCAGUAUAUGUUGCAUAUAGUGCCUUUAACCCCUUUACUGACAGAAUUCUAAAAAGUGCCUCCAUGUACAAUAACAACAUCAGUUUUACUGUGCAACUCCUUUUAACUGUAUGAUGCAAUGUCAAGGACCAAUCUGAUUAUGAUUUGUACAAUAAUAGUCACAAUAUGCACAGGAAAACAAAGUUUGGUGUUUCUGAGUGCAUGACAAAUUUCAGAAUGAACAAAGGUUCAUCACAUGGCCUCAGUGUGGGCAGAACGUCAUGAUUUGAUGAUUGCUAAAAUCAAAUCUGUUUGAGAAGUUGUACAAGGAAACAGUUAGACCUCAGAAAACCAGUGGGAUAUCUUAAUUUCUGCCCUGUCAAACCUUGUACAUAAAACCUGGUCGAUGAGUUACUCUGAGAAACAGUCAAUGUUGUGUAGAGAUGAGUUAGAAAUAUAUAUUUUACAUCUUUUUGAUGUCUGUCCAUUCAUAUCUUUUAUUUAUUUAUUUAUUUAUUUAUUUAUUUAUUUAUUUAUUUAUUUAUUUUUAAGUGUUCGUCUACCUCAGUGUGGUCAUGUAUGGACUAAAAUCCCAGAAGCUUAACAUCCUGCUAGGCAUUCUACCACUGCCUUUUCAAACAGCUAUUAAAAGAACCUUUAUCUGCUAGUCUAUUCCAAAACAGUGUAAAGAUGUGUGACACUGUUAAAAUAAGUGAUCAGUUAUCUAAAUAUAAUCUGAAGGACCAUAUGUAUUCCGUUUUGCAAGCAAUUGUGUUAUUUUUAGCAGAUUUUUAACACUGCCAGGAAAUACAGCAACCUACUGCACA
Messenger RNA from Hemibagrus wyckioides, 4410 nucleotides. It is a transcript of the gene kcna1b, whose product is annotated as potassium voltage-gated channel, shaker-related subfamily, member 1b. Bases 812 to 2296 code for a protein of 494 amino acids. Gene Ontology annotation, molecular function: protein binding; delayed rectifier potassium channel activity. Lineage: Eukaryota; Metazoa; Chordata; Actinopteri; Siluriformes; Bagridae. The record is from RefSeq and is a predicted model, not a curated record. Gene Ontology annotation, cellular component: synapse; juxtaparanode region of axon; membrane. Gene Ontology annotation, biological process: protein homooligomerization; potassium ion transmembrane transport. The transcript is spliced from 2 exons.